Messenger RNA from Symsagittifera roscoffensis, 781 nucleotides. Its product is annotated as trafficking protein particle complex subunit 4-like. The transcript has a single exon. The record is from RefSeq and is a predicted model, not a curated record. The coding region runs from base 45 to 704 and encodes 219 amino acids. NCBI's taxonomy places the organism in Eukaryota, Metazoa, Xenacoelomorpha, Acoela, Convolutidae. Gene Ontology annotation, biological process: endoplasmic reticulum to Golgi vesicle-mediated transport. Gene Ontology annotation, cellular component: TRAPP complex.
UGAAAUGAAAAGUAACCCAAGGCGUUUAGGAAAAUAACCGUAAAAUGGGUUUAAUAUACAGAGUGGCGGUCAUAAAUCAAGAAGGUCAGCUCAUUAAAUCCUUCGAGAAGAAUCUAGACUACCCUGAAAUAGAAAAGACCUUUUCCUACCCGUUAGACAUUCAGCUCAAACUAUCAGACAAAGGCAAGCGAGUUGUGGUAGAGUUCGGAGAAAGAGAUGGAGUCAAAAUUGGACACGCUAUUUCGGCUAUAAAUGGAAAACAGACUCUGGGGCCGAGGACAGCAAGUGGUCAAUGGAUUCUAACUUUUCUGAGCGAACCUCAAAAUUUCCCACUAUCUAUACGAUUCUGUAGACCCAAACCGACUUCCGAUGAGGAACUUACUAUGUAUAGUUUACUCUAUACCAUGUACGCCAUGAGUGCUACCUUAUCGCCUGUUGCUAGCGACUCAGGCUUCGAACAGAUUGACGGAGAUAACUUCAAAGUGAAUAUAUUUCAGACAGUGACUGGAAUUAAGUUCAUUGUGGUAUCCGAUUUAAAACAGCAAAACAUGGACGUACUGUUUUGGAAGAUAUACGAACUUUACAGUGACGUGUUGAAGGACCCGCUGUACAAAAAUAAUUCUCAGCCAAUUAAAAAUCCUUUGUUUGAUAAUGCGUUGCAGUUUGCUAUUGAACAAUUUGAGAGAACGGGCAAUGUCAGUUGAUUGUAUUUGGUUAUUCGAAAUUUAAUUGUAUAAUGUUUAUUUAGAGGCAGUAUCAAAUACAAUUUGCUACAAAUCGA